AGUCCAACAGGCAACAAAGGAAAGCAAGGGAAGCUGAAUAAAACUAUAAAAGCCCCCCCUCACUUCACUGCUUUUCCUAUUUCACUGUGGAUCAUCAUCGCAAAGCUGGCUCCUUUUUGGUGAGAGAGAUCCCUUGCUGGAUUCAACAGUUUCUUCCCCAGAUGGGUUCAUCUGAUUCUGAUCGAUUGUUCAAUAGGCAGAGAGCUCUUCAUGAAAUCCUCGGAGGUGGCCUGGUUGCAGAUGUGAUACUGUGGAGGCGAAAGAAUCUAACUGUGGGGAUAUUGUUGGUUGCACUGGCUGCUUGGAUCGUCUUUGAAAGAUCUGGUUAUACUCUUUUGUCGCUUGUUUCUAAUGUUCUCCUCCUCCUUAUAGUCAUUCUUUAUCUUUGGGCGAAAUCAGCAGCAAUUCUCAAUAGACCAGCUCCACCUCUACCACAGUUGCAUCUAUCAGAGGAAAUGGUCAAUGAAGUUGCAACUUUCAUCCGAACUAAUGCAAAUUAUGUGCUUUCAGUUUCCCAGGAUAUUGCCCUGGGCAAGGACUCAAGAUUGUUCUUGAAAGUAGCCAUGUGCCUGUGGUUGAUUUCUGCAGUUGGAGGCCUCACUGAUUUUCUCACCCUGACUUACGCUAGCCUUUUUAUUACUCUCACUGUGCCAGCACUUUAUGAAAGGUAUGAAGAUUUCAUUGACAGAUAUAUCUUGAUGGGCUAUCGGAAAUCAUUCCAAUUGUAUGCGAAAAUAAAUGAAGAAUAUAUCAGCAAAGUGCAAAACUGGAUUUUGGAGAAGAAAAAGCUGAGCUGAUUUUUCUUACCGUUUUGGUAACUUAUUUCCAUUCUUUUCCUAAAUGUUUCUUGGAGAAUCAUCGGUGAGAGUUUAAUUGGAGUGUGGAGCAUGGUGAUGACUUCCCAGAACCUAUUUGUAAAGAAGUGAUUUUUGCGUUCUCCAUCUUUGAUGUGGAUCUAAUAGGUUUAAGUUUAACCUGAGAAAAGAUACUGGUGCGAGAGAGUUUGGGACUAUCUACAAACACUUCAGGGAAUGUGCUGUUUGCAAGUAUAGCUUUUUUCUUGUAAUAUAUUUGCGUCAUUCACACCUGAACCUUAAUUAUCUCCAUGAAACUGUUUGUAGAGUUGAUGGCAGUCAAAAUGUUGCAUCAUCUUUUUUGCUUGGCAAAUAGAUGGCAUGAGGCAUCUCCCCCUGCCAACUUUCACUUCGAUGAUUUUUUGGGAUACUAGUAUAGGAGUGAAGUCGUAAAUUUAUUAUGGUAAUGUGAGCGAUUGUGUUGUUUAGAAUUUAGAUCCUUUGAGAAGCGAAUUUUAUGAUUUUGUUAA
Prosopis cineraria is the source of this 1324-nucleotide messenger RNA. RefSeq names its product reticulon-like protein B12. Bases 162 to 797 code for a protein of 211 amino acids. The record is from RefSeq and is a predicted model, not a curated record. NCBI's taxonomy places the organism in Eukaryota, Viridiplantae, Streptophyta, Magnoliopsida, Fabales, Fabaceae. The transcript has 4 exons.